GAUUCUGCUUGGAAUCUGUUCCAAAUGACAGAGAGGAGACCUUGCCAAUGGAUCCAUUGGCAAUCCAUUGGAAUCGUCCAAAGCCAUUUGCGAAGUCUUCUUUCCGCCACUUGGAGCAGAUUCCAAGCAGAAUCAUUGAUACCACAACACUAGCCUUCAGUGGAAAUUCCACGAACGGUCAGGAUGCUGGGAGGUCUCCUGAAAGCUCUGUCUGGAACUGUUAGAAACCAUCUGGAACUGUCUGGAACAGUCUGGAAUGUCUGCUUGAGGUUCAGAUUGCGGCAUUAUAGAAAUCAUCAAGUUAAGAACAUCAUUAUAAGACAAUAUUCUUAUGGAGACCGUAGCAAGUCUACACUUGAUAUAUCGUAUUCGAAUUUAAAACAAUUCUGUAAAGAAAGAUCUCUACCCAUAAUAGAUGGCCAUACUUGUAUUAUGUUGGACUGCCCUAUAUGCAACAAUAUAAAGAAAAGUUCAAAACUUUAUAUAAAUAAAACAACAGGUUUUUUUAUGUGCAAUAAAUGUAAGCACAAUGGCUCUUGGGAAAUACUAGAAAAAUUUUUAUUAUUAGAAAAGUCAGAUAGAAAACAUAAGGAAUUUGAUGCGUUGAAAGCAAAUUUACAAGUGGAAAAGAGUUUUAACAAAAAAUGGGAAGAUAAGAAGAAAUACUGUCAAAAUAUUGAGGAUUUAACGAUAGAGGAAUAUAAUGCCUUACUUAACGAUUUUGCAUUUCCGCCAGUCUCGCAAGAAGAUUUGAGUCAGUUGAACUGUAUUUAUGACAAAACAUCAUGUCUGUUGCACUUUCCUUUAACAGGACUAAGUAAUUCUAUCGUUGGAUAUAAGUCCCUUACAAAAUGCUCGGUAGUAAAGCGAACAGUUCCUGUUUCUGGGGUUAGUGGUUGUAUUACAUAUAAACAACAAAGUAGUAAAACUGAUAGUACUGCUGUAGUUGUAGGAACAAUACAAGAUUUAUUGGCUCUGGUGUUGCAAAAAUCAGCAAAUACAAUUAUCUGUCUUCCAUACAAUUUGCAAAGUCUACCUCAACCAUUACUACCAUAUAUGGAAUCUUUCAAAAAAUUAAUUUUGUGGUUUCCAAACGAUGAGACAAGUUGGUACACUGUUAAACAAUUUGCAAAGAAAUUAAGCGAAGGACGAUGUUAUUUUGUGAGACCAACAGAUUCACAACCUCAGCCAAGAUUCGCACAACAAUUGGGUUAUAAUUUGAAAGACAUUAUUCAAAAUGCGCAAUGUAUGUGGCAUAAAAGUAUAACUACAUUUGAACAAUUAAGAGAAGAAGUGUUAAGCGAUAUACAAAAUGUUGAUAAGGUACAAGGUGUGAAAUGGAAAAGAUUCCCAGUCCUAAACAAGAUAUUAAUGGGCCACAGAAGAGGAGAAUUUACAGUUUUAACAGGGCCAACUGGAUGCGGCAAGACAACAUUUAUGAGCGAGUAUUCUCUAGAUUUAGCAAUGCAAGGUGUUAAUACCUUAUGGGGUAGUUUUGAAAUAAGGAAUGCACGAUUAGCAAAAACCAUGUUACAACAGAUGGUAGGAGUACCUUUGGAUGAAAAUCUUGAAAAUUUUAAUACUUACGCGGAUAUGUUUGAAAAAUUACCAAUCUAUUUCAUGACAUUUCAUGGUCAGCAAAGUAUAAAAGUUGUAAUGGAUGCAGUCGAACAUGCAACUUACAUUCAUGACAUAGCUCAUUUAAUAAUUGACAAUAUUCAAUUUAUGAUGGGAACCUUGGAUGACUCUAAACACAUGGACAGAUUUUGGAGACAAGAUGACAUAAUUUCAAGAUUCAGAAAUUUUGCUACUAAGCAUAAUUGUCAUGUGACUGCAAUAAUACAUCCAAGAAAAGAACGUAAUGAAGAAGAAUUAACAACGUCAUCGAUUUUCGGAAGCGCUAAAGCAACUCAAGAAGCAGAUAACGUUCUUAUUAUUCAAGAUAAAAGACUGAACAGCAUCCGAGGCAAAAAAUAUUUACAAGUGGCAAAGAAUAGAUACAGCGGUGAUUUAGGAAUCAUGGCAUUAGAUUUUGUAAAAUCCGGUCUCAGCUAUUCAUCAAAAAUUAAACAACAAGAGGACAGCUCGCAUAAAAAGAAAUCCUUAACAGAGAAGCCAGAGACAUAACAAAAUAUUAAAACACUUUUUAUAUGAUUGAUAUUGAACAAAUCUUAUUUUGUUCAAUGUGUUAUGUGAUAAAAUCUUGUACUAUAAAUAUUAUAGAACAAAAUCUGUAUUUCUGUACAUUAAUGUUUGUAAAUAGAUAUAUUUAUAAUACA
This is a messenger RNA of Megalopta genalis, 2279 nucleotides long. RefSeq names its product mitochondrial DNA helicase (gene mtDNA-helicase). Gene Ontology annotation, molecular function: single-stranded DNA binding; 5'-3' DNA helicase activity; ATP binding. Gene Ontology annotation, cellular component: mitochondrion. Lineage: Eukaryota; Metazoa; Arthropoda; Insecta; Hymenoptera; Halictidae. Gene Ontology annotation, biological process: mitochondrial DNA replication. The record is from RefSeq and is a predicted model, not a curated record.